Molecule: messenger RNA, 762 nt
Organism: Geodia barretti
Lineage: Eukaryota; Metazoa; Porifera; Demospongiae; Tetractinellida; Geodiidae
Source: the annotation of a GenBank genome assembly
AUGUUCGGACUUUCCCUGGGAGCUCUGGUCGCCGUCGCAUUCGCGGCCAUCUUCAUCCUCAACUGGAUCAAGGUCCUGAACGAGUACGAGCGCGCCGUUGUCUUCCGGUUCGGCAAGCUCCUUCCGGCCACCAAGGGGCCGGGCCUCGUUCUGGUCUUCUCCCCCAUCGAUCGGAUGGUGCGGGUAAGCCUCCGCCUGGUGGCCUUCGAUGUGCCGCCGCAGGACAUCAUCACCCGCGACAACGUCUCGGUGAAGGUGAACGCCGUGCUGUUCUUCCGGGUGGUGGACCCCACCCGGGCGAUCAUCGAAGUCCAGGACUUCCUGUAUGCCACCUCGCAGCUUGCGCAGACCACGCUCCGCAGCGUGCUCGGCCAGGUGGAGCUGGACGAUCUCCUCUCGCAGCGCGACCAGAUCAACAUCCGGUUGCAGGGGAUCCUCGACAAGAGCACCGACCCCUGGGGCAUCAAGGUGGCCUCGGUUGAGGUCAAGCAUGUGGACCUGCCCACCGACAUGACCCGGGCGCUUGCCCGGCAGGCCGAAGCGGAGCGGGAGAAGCGGGCCAAGGUCAUCCACGCGGAAGGCGAGUUCCAGGGCCUCGGGGCAGCUCGCCAAGGCCGCCGCAAUCGUGGGCGAGCACCCCUUGGGCGUCCAGCUCCGCUAUCUCCAGACGCUUACCGAAAUUGCCACGGAGAAGAACUCGACGAUCAUCUUUCCCCUCCCGCUCGAUUUGGUGAAACCCUUCCUCGAGACGCACUGGAGUAG